AUGUCCUCCUUGACGAGCUAUGAGCGCCUCAUUACCGACCAUGAGCGCCAAUUGGACGCGAUAAUCAACGAGGGACGAGACCCAGCUACCUAUGACAACGCGUUCAUUUCCAAAUUCCACAAUAUCCUCGUUGGACUGGCCGGCGUCGUAAGGUCCGCGGAGACGGCAGCGUACUCGAGCCCGAGCUCAAUGCCUGCAACUCAACUCCCGGAUUUGAUCAUGAAAGCGGAAGAGGUGAUCAAUAGGUGUAUAGACUUCGCGUAUGAUGGUUUCGGCGAAGAUGAUAAACUGUACGGUGGCGACUGGAUGCCAUCGUUUGCGCAUUGCAACGAUGGUCCGGGUGCAGCGCCGCUGUUGGAAAUAAAACAUGCGCAGACAGGGAUUCGCCUUAUUCCGGAACUGCCGCAAGACACGCUCAACACAGUGUAUCCGUUAAUGCUGGGGUUCGCCAAGGUGGUAAGCCGGAUGGCAGGCAACAACAUAGGCAUCGACUUCGUCAAAAGCCAAUUCAAGCGUCCCGACGGCUGGGAAACGACACCGCACCCCAUGGACCUUUCCUCGCCAUGCGCGCGAUUCCAGUCCACCUACAAUGUGCCCGAAUGGAGCGGCACACCGUAUCACGAGAACGCGACGGCUCUUGUCCAAGCACAGUGCGAGGUCUCGUGUGAGGAUAUCAAUGAUCCUAUCAAACUGUGCAUCUCGAGCGGGGGCGAUCUGCUCGCGUUGUCUGCUAUGGGGGAUUAUAAGAACCGCACCCCAUUCCUGCACUACUAUUUCCCAAAGGACAGUGUACCUCCUACAACCAGCACUAGCGCGCGAUUGGCAGAUAAGUCCAAAUUCAUGCGCUCUAAUGACUUCAAACUGGGUCUUUCAGGGGGUGUAGCAGACCUCGCACUCGACGAGAGCCGUAUGCUGAUAUUUGCAGCCGAUGGAAAGAGAAUCAAAUCCUACCGCUAUAAAGCACCGCAGGCAGGUAAAAAAGAAACCAAGAACGGGACCAGAGACACCCGCCUACACGCAGUACACACGUUUAACUGCGGAAAAUCGUUCUAUGGCCCAAUAGCUGUGAUACCUAACCACGGACGCGUCCUCAGAGCCGGCGAGCAUGGUGCAGUCGCUAUUUGGAACAUGAACGCGCAACCGACGCACGGACGAUCCGGGUCCAAAAUCAUCGGCAAAAAGGAAAAUCUUGAUGAUAUGGAUUCUUGGAGAGACGACGAGGACGAAAUAGAGCUCUCCAGAGGCAGCGAGCGCUCGCAGAAUGUGAACCUUGACACGCGCGAUGGUGAAGGCGCGAAUGCCGUGCGCUGGUCAGUCGAGACUUGGCACCAGCAUCCGUCCAGUCCGAGUAUCAUGCUGUGCGGUUCGGAUGUACAGACCUCAGAAACAUACCAUUGCCAUGCUUUUGACGUCGAAGUUGGCGGCAAAGCCGUGAUGAGGUACCUAGGACACGCCGGUGCCGUAAGGGGAUUCUCCACAAGCGCGGCUGCUGACCCAAAUGUGUUCCUAACCAGUUCCGAUGAUGGACAUGCGCGAUUGUACGAUACAAGGAGGUCGCUCCCUGCACUGACUAUUGCAGCAGAGGGUUCAUCCCGAGCGCCAUUUAAUUCUGCGCUUCUUGUGCAUCCAGAUGGGCUUCCUUUCAUUUUCGUCGGCGAGGGCAGAGCUCAGAAGAUCGCACUUUGGGACGUGCGUGCUCAAAAAGCCCUGUAUGAGCUGGCAACGGGGAAUAAUAGCGUGCAAAGCAUGGCGUGGGAUCACAGCACCAACACACUAUACGCGGCGACGGAGUGCACAUUCGUUGACCGCAAUGGCGAUCACUACGGUUAUCGAUAUGCAAGGAUGCCAAAGAGGAAUCCAUCAGCCUUGGAUGGCCAGCAGAACACGACUGCUGACAGCUGUGAAACACUAGGCACAGAAUCAGAUUUUGAAGAUGAUUUUGAAGAGAGGUGCUGGCCGAUAAAAGCCUUUCACGUUGAGAACUACUGGGGCCAUGUAUGGGACGCUGGAGAUCAUCGCCUAUAUAAAUACGAGUUCAAGGCAGAACCAAAUCUCGAGAUUGUGCCAGAGUAUGGGAGGGCCACGAUCAGUCCAGGUAAUGAUUUUUGGUUUUAG
Molecule: messenger RNA, 2115 nt
Organism: Psilocybe cubensis
Lineage: Eukaryota; Fungi; Basidiomycota; Agaricomycetes; Agaricales; Agrocybaceae
Exons: 4
Coding region: 1-2115 (704 amino acids)
Molecular function (GO): protein binding
Source: RefSeq, a predicted model, not a curated record